AUGGUGUUUGCAGAGAGUGAGAGAAGGUAGAGGUAUAUGUAGCUUGGUAUGUGAGGAGAAGUCUCGCAAAGUUAUGGAACCAUACCUGUCUGUAGGAAAUUAAAUACUUAAAUGGAUGCUAAACACUUCCAGAAAUAUAGUAGUUAAAUAUUUAAAUGCAUGUAAAGGUUGGAGCAGGAUUUGGAACAGAAUAAAUGUUUGUACUUCAGAGUAUAAACGAACCUCUUGCUGGGGAUAAGUGGAAAUUUUCUCUCAUGUCUGAAAUGCCUAGUACCAGACUUUUUCUUUUGGUUUAAAGUUAUCUAAGAAGCCUCAUAUUCUGUUUGUUUUUUUGAUACUGUUAAAUGCUUUACUAGUCAAGAUUUAUUUUUUUUUUCCCAUUUGGUGUUUCAGAAUAUAGGUAAGGAUAUAUUAUCUGUGUGGCAUUGUUUUAGAAACAUGGUUUGAAUUUUUAGAAGCAUUUUUAUGCCUAAUAGCCUUUUCAGAAUUCUACUAUGGACUUAAUUCAAUUCUUAUUCUGUAAAUGCUUAAACACUGGCUGGAAGUACUAUGAACGCUGUUCUUGCCAACUUUGUUGUAGCUAGUGACAGUUCACAUUGUCUAACACUAAUGGUUAUAGCUUUUACAGUAUGAGUGAGUGAAUUGCCAGAAAGACUUGGGAGAUCUGGAAUUCUCUGGACUGUUCAGGGAGUUGCAGUUGCUUAAUUCAGUUUAAUUUAAAUGUUUGUGGCAAAUGUAGAAAGGCCUCUGACUUGAUUUAGCUUUGACAUUUUUGACUUUGUGAUCAUUAGUAAGGUAGAUGUGGAGAUGAUAAAAUGUAAAUGAUUCACUCUUGUGGGGGUAUCAUUUUGUAAACAAAGCUAAAUGUGUUUAUUCUAAUUUUUAUGGAUGGGUUGAUACUUAAAAGUGAGAAGGUUGAGUCUAACAAAAAAUCCAGAGAUGAGCUGUAAUUCAGAGCCUUCUCUUUUUCUGAAUGUCUUGUACCUUUUCUGCUCUUUGACUUUCCACUGCAAGUCAAAACACAUCUCACAAUGGAUUGGAAGCUGUGGCUUGGUUGUAGAUUUUCAUACAGUACAUGGCAUUUUAUGCAAAGCCAGUUCAUCCACAUAUGUUCAGUCCCAUGCCUUGUAAGGAAUAUGAGUUAAAAAUUGUAAACAAAGAUGAAGACAAAGAACCUGCUGUGUUCUGACACGAUUUUAUUUCAUCAGAGCAUGCAAGGGGGAAACUUGUGUUCCAUUCAAAUGACACACGUAUAUGCAGAAAACCUGUUCUUUUUCUUGGCAUAUGUUCAAGCUCUUGUUCUGUUUGGCACAAUUAAUAGAUUUUAAAGUAGCAUUUCCCUGCCUUGACUUAUACUAGAUCUGAAAGAAAAAGAUUCUAUUGUUUCUUCAAAUUAGAGCAUGGCUCACCAUGGCAUUUGUAUUACACCAUCUAUUUUACAGCACAGGUUACUGAUUUUAAGAAGCAGUUUGUGUCAUGCCAGGCUGUGAGAAGAAACAGCUGUCUUUGUCUUGUCUCUGAGAAUUUGUGUUUAGCAAAAUCAAAGUAGUUAAAAAUUAUUUCUCCAUUCUUUUUCUACUAUGGAUUGUGUACUUGUCUUGAGUCUAACAGGGGCAUUGUAUGUACAGGUUUUUUUACAAGAGCAUUUCCAGUGUCCUACUUUAUUUCCUGUUUGUAUCUUACACCCCAGUGACUGGAUCAGGUAAGCUAUCAAGGUUCAAGAAAGGAAAUUUGUGUGGUUCUAGGUGUUUGCUUCUUAUCCAGAAAUAAGCUGGAAGUAUUAAUUUUGAAGGGUCUGAGCCUAAAACUGCUUUGGCAGCAGUGCAAAAAGUGCCUCCUUGUGUGUGUGUUUUUCUCCUGUAUCCCAUCUGCCUCUCACACUCUGUGUCCUUUGCAUUUUGCUGAACUUUAGAUUGGUUUCCGAGGCUUGAUGCCAGACUAAUCUGGAUGCAGGUGGCCCUUGUGGAAAGGACCACAGGGGAAUGUUGCCUGAUUGAAACCUCAGCAUCCGGUCUUACUAGCUAGUACAGCUAGUCUGAGACCUGUGUAGGACAUCUGUAUCCCAUCAUUUUUCCCUGUGGCCUUAGUCCAACCUCCAGUGACUUCAGAACAGUGACUGUUCCUUGUGCUGGGCCAGAGCACAUGGAGGUGUCAGCACAAGGGGGUGUGACCUGCAGACCACCUCUGGCACAGAUAUUGUAAGUUAGUCAAGGUCUGAAUGUGGACAUCUCAACUCAUUUAACAGGUAACAGUGCUGAGGACUGCUGGAUAUUGAGCUGAUUUAAUCCCCAGGGAGAAGCAAUGCAACAGAACCAAAUGCUGCCAUACCUUUCCUAGAUGUCCCUUCCCAAGAGCUGCAGAUCUCUUAAAAAAUAAAGCAUCCUCUACUGUACAGCAUACUGUACUGGCUUUAGUCAUCUUUAAACUUUUCUGGGGUGUCUAAGCAAAAAGUUAGAAACCUCUGCAUUAUUUCUUCUUAAUCUGUUACUUCAUUUCUAAACUUCUUUUAUCAAUAGUCAGAAUUCUGACUCAUUCUCUAUCUUAAAAUUUCUCUCUGAUGCUUGGUGAGAGUGGUGUGGCAUUAAUUUCCACUGCACACACUUCUGAGCUUGUUUUGAUGUUUCUAGGUGUAACUGGGGCGUGGAGCCAAACUGUGCAAUGCCUGCAAGGUCUGUUUGUGAACAGCUGUUCUGCGUUGGCAACGUGAACCAGGGCAACCAUUUUCACGCUGAAGUCAUGGUCAUGUGCUCUGCAUUUGUAUGUCAUUUGCAGGAUUCAGGCAGAAUGCUGAUGAUCGAGGAUGCAAAUAUGUAAUGCAAUAAAGUGCCAUGGAGCAAGAGAACAGAAAUAAAUGGUGUCUGCUUUGUAUUCGUGACCAACAGCCUGGCAGUGUUGAUGUGGAAAAACAAAAUGAAGGAACUAGUGUCAAACAGUACAACCAGUAUUUCUCAAGCCAGGAAAGCUGUGGAGCAAUUAAAAAUGGAAGCAUACAUGGAUAGAAUAAAGGUAUCCAAGGCUGCAGCAGAUUUAUUGGCAUAUUGUGAUGCACACAUUGGAGAAGAUCCCCUUAUUAUUCCUGUACCUGCAUCUGAAAAUCCCUUUAGGGAGAAGAAACUCUUUUGUACUAUCCUUUGAGUUAGUUUUCAAUUAAAAAUGUCAUCUGCUAAAACUUGGUAUCAGUGUUGCAUGCUUUUAACAUUUUUUUCUUCAGAUGUCAACACUUACCCCAUACCUACAAUAUUUUUGGAAGGUAGUGCAAUUUUGGCUAAAAAAACCCCCUAAAAUUAAAAAAAAAAUAAGAAAAGAAAAAAUUCAAGGUAAUGCUUAUCUUUCAGAGCAAUGUACAAGUUUGAUUUCAGUACUUCAUAAAUAUUCUUUUGGUCUUAGUAAAAAUACCAAGUACAGUAUCAAAUUGUAGAUAUCUUUGCCAGUAAUAGAUUUUUCUGGGAUCCAAAUGAGUCAUAUCAAUUCUUGAAGCUAUUUUUAACAUUCUUAUUUUCCUUGGAAGGUGAAUUCAAUUCAAUUGCCUUUACAAAAUUUCUAUCUAAAGAGAGUAGCAUGACCUUUUCCUCAAGUAGCACUAUUUAGGAAAAAGUCCCAGUAAUUUACAUUGUUUAGAGUGAUUGGUCUUAUAAAGUAAGUGGUGUCUAUAAAUAUGUUUUCUGAAGACUGUAAAAAACUUGACUACAAAAACAAUCCUAGUAAAUUGCCAUUGUAGCUACGAGCAGAAUGAAGAUGUAUAGUCACACAUCAGGAUUGCAUCAAUAAAAACGUAGAAAAAUGUG
Molecule: messenger RNA, 3785 nt
Organism: Passer domesticus (house sparrow)
Lineage: Eukaryota; Metazoa; Chordata; Aves; Passeriformes; Passeridae
Gene: GNG4
Product: G protein subunit gamma 4
Exons: 3
Coding region: 2896-3135 (79 amino acids)
Biological process (GO): G protein-coupled receptor signaling pathway
Cellular component (GO): heterotrimeric G-protein complex
Molecular function (GO): G-protein beta-subunit binding
Source: RefSeq, a predicted model, not a curated record